AUGAAGAAUUUGGACUCGAUGCCCUCUGAUGCGAGCAUUGAAUCCGGAAAUGUUGACGGUAUGAAAAGAAUCUGUUCAGCUGACUGUUGGCAGCUAGACAUACACCGAGCUUAUCGCCUCGAGACGAUUAGGCAUUGGUUCAUCUUCCUACUUGCCCGGUGGCUCGCUGUUGCGCCAUCCUCCUCGCAGACAUUUUAUGCGAAUGGGCAAUGCAAAAACCGCUUCCAUUUGGUGGUGAGUGAAGCAGCAUCUACCCGUUCCUCCCUUAUUUCAUUGUGUGCUAGUACUCCUCCUUUUCCCCCAGAGCGGCAGGGUUGUCUGAUCCCACCCAAACACAACCGUUUCUGUUGCUCGACUAACUACAGCUUAUCUGUCACUCGACCCGAAGACGGCUAUAAACUAUGGCAGAGGGGCACGAAUGCGAUCAAACCUGCCACUCCUCCUCUGACAUUCGAGGCUGUCGGGCAUGUGGAUGAUCAGCUGACCGACUGUCUGGCUGGUCGGCUGGCCGGCCGCUCCGGUGACCUGGAGGCUGGCUUAAUGGUUGGCAGACUUUUCUGCUGGGGAGCUCAACAUGAGGGAGGCAACUGUAGCCGACGGAAUAGUAUGAAAACAUCAUCUCAUUGGAGGGAUGACAUCCCUUUCCCCCUACGAGUGGCAUACCACGAGGCCCGCCCUUUGUAUCCGCUCCCCUCCCCGGUACGUUUCUACUUCCGCCAUACCGCUUCUUCUUAUCCGUUGGUCACUUCGCCUACUCUUCUUGCUCUUUCUCUCUCGGCCUGCUUCUUCAAUGCCUUCCGAGUGAAUGGGCUCUCCUACUUAUUCGUAAAGAGUCAAAUACCAUAA
Messenger RNA from Protopolystoma xenopodis, 846 nucleotides. The record is from the annotation of a GenBank genome assembly. Lineage: Eukaryota; Metazoa; Platyhelminthes; Monogenea; Polystomatidea; Polystomatidae.